Messenger RNA from Sus scrofa (pig), 3698 nucleotides. Lineage: Eukaryota; Metazoa; Chordata; Mammalia; Artiodactyla; Suidae. The record is from RefSeq and is a predicted model, not a curated record.
UGCCCCAUCUUGAAUCAUGCUCCCCACAGACCACAGCCACCGGGAAGAUGGGGCAGGCAAGUUUGCUUCUAUCUUAUUAAGAGCUGAGCAGCAUUUCCUGGGCCCCAGGCUUCAUUAGCACGUUGGUGGUGUUGCUUCCUGUAGCUGACUCUCUGUUUCCAUUCUGGCAAACUGUUUGUUCUCUUCUCUUUGCUUUGGGGGUUGGGGGAAGAUGAGCUUCUCACGGAACCUCUCUCCAGCUUCUCUUUCCCCCGCGGCACCCCUCAUGCUCUGACGAGGCAGGGAACCCGGCUUCUCCCUGAGCAGCUGUGCUGGGGAGUCCACACCCGGAUGAGCUCUCCCCUCUGGCAUCGAAGACACAUCCAGGUAGAACCAAACCUGUUUUGUAUUUUGGGUCAGCUCAGCCUGACAUUUCAGGAACAGACUCAUGCAAUUAAGGAAGAGCCAGGAAACGGGCAGACAGGCUGGCGAGCUAAUGAUGGUUGAGAGAAGGCUUGGAAGGAGAAGCUGAAGCCAGAGAGGGUCCGGGGAUAAUGGGCAUGACCACGCCGGCCAUCUCAGAGGUCAGAGGGAGGACCUCACAGCCCAGCACUCUACAGGGAACCCUCAGCACCCUGGACAGAGCUAAAGACCAGAACAGCAGCAUCUUUUCUGGGUUUGCGGGACUCCUCUCCAUCCUCCUCGUUGUUGCAGUGUUUUGUGUCCUGUGGAACUGGAAUAAAUGGAAGAAACGGCAAGUUCCUUACCUCCAGGUUACCGUCAUGCCCUUGCUGACUCUGCCUCGACCCAGACAGCGAGCCAAAAACAUUUAUGACCUCUUGCCUCGAAGACAAGAAGAGCGGGGAAGACAUCCUUCAAGGAGUAUCCGUGUUUUCAGUACCGAGAGCCUCCUCUCCAGAACUUCUGACAGCCCUCCCUCUGAUCAUAUGCCCUCCGGAGCAGGCGAUGCCCUCCAAUUGCACAGAACCCACACUCUUGCCAUGGGGUACGCAGUGGGCAUCUAUGACAAUGCCGUUGGUUCCCAGAUGUGUGGGAACCUUGCACCCUCAGCACACUACGUCAAUGUCAGAGCUUCCAGAGACUGCUCGAGCACUUCUUCAGAGGAUUCAAGAGACUACGUCAAUGUCCCCACCGCAAAAGAGAUUGCUGAGAGUUUAGCUUCUACCAACAGCCCUCCUGGGAACCUCUUUGGCCCCCCAAGUGCUGAGGAGCUGGAGUUUACAGAAGAAAGAGAUGAGGGCUGUGGGAAUGCCAGUGACUGUACCAGUUUGGGGGCUCCAGGAACUGAGAGCGGUGAUCCACUCAGCGAUGGGGAAAGGUCUUCUCAGACCUCAAAUGACUACGUCAACAUGGCAGGGUUGGAUCUUGAGGCCACCCAAGGAAAGCAGCCCUGCGGGGCUUUUCGGGGCUGCAGAGAUUAUGAAAAUGUACCACCAGAACCCAAUGAGAACCAGCAGCAAGAGGAGGAAGAAGUGAUAGCCUCAAACUCAGACCAUGAAGAGGGCAUGACAGAUGGUUCGGGAACGCACGUCCCACCUGUCAUGCAGUCUGGGAGUCUCCUGGCUUUAAAGGAUUGUGUGGCCUCUCAGUCAUCUGCACAGAGUGAGAACAGUGAGAUGAAACAUGGAGAAGAGAUGUCAAAUGAGGACUCUCAUGACUACGAGAAUGUGUGAGCUGCCAACGUGGGCAGCAGGGACUCUGAGCAAGGGCCCGACACGCAGCUCCUUCCAGAUGAAUUAGGACCCAGUCACCCAGUUGGGAAGCCACCAUGGUCUAUCCUCCUGGAUCCACAGCCACUACAGGGUCUAGUGAAGACCUCUGACCACCCUUGUACUUCAUCGGGUCCAUUCGAUUAGGUUAAAAGGAGGCUGAAAUGAGUAGAGCGCUAAGAGGAGGACCUCACAGCAGCAGAAGUUUGAGAAAGCCAGAAAGGAAUCCUUCUCAGGCAGGGCGAUGUUAUCUCUCAUACCAGCUUAAUGUUUGCAGAAACUGCCUUUCAGGACUGUUAGGAAGGAGUUCACGUCAUAGCUCAGUGGUUAACGAAUCCAACUAGGAACCAUGAGGUUGCCGGUUUGAUCCCUGGCCUUGCUCAGUGGGUUAGGGAUCUGGCAUGGCCGUGAGCUGUGGUAUAGGUGGUAGAUGUGGCUCGGAUCCUGCGUUACUGUGGCUCUGGCGUAGGCCUGCGGCUGCAGCUCCAAUUAAACCCCUAGACUGGGAACCUCCAUAUGCUGGGGGAGCGGACCAAGAAAUGGCAAAAAGAAAACAAAAACAAAAAACAAACAAAAAAAAGGACUGUUAGGAGGUUAAAAAUGGGACAGUGCCUUAGUGCACCAAAGGACCAUGGAGUAGUCUAAAUCAGUAGCUUCACUGAUAUCAGCAGGCUGCAAAGCAGGAAUACAGAUUAUUUUGAAAUCUAGGCCGAGGCCAAAAAGAAUGAAGUUGGAGUGAGGUAGGAAGCACAGUUUCCUCUUUAAAAUGAAUGUGGACAACCACAUGCUGAAGAAAAUGCAGAAUAGGAACUCUCACUCAUCGCAGAAGGGAUUGCAAGGCAUAAUAUUCACCCUGGAAAACUGGCAGUUUCUUAUAAACAUACACUUAAUAUAUGACCCAUUUAUUACACUAUUAGGUAUUUAUUCAAAUGAAUGGAAAACCUGUGUUCACACAAAAAACCAUACAUGACUGUUUAUGGCAGCUUUAUUCAUAAUUACCAAAACCUAGAAAUAACCUAGAUGUCCUUCAACAGGUGACAGGAUAAACAAGCUGUCCUAUAUUCAUACUCAACAGUAAAAGGGAGGAAAGUAUUGGUUCACUUACCAACAUGGACAAAUAUUAAAUGCAUUUUGCUAACUGAAAGAUGCUAGUCUUAAAAAUCUACAUAUCGAGAAGUCCCCUGGUAGCCUAGUGGUAAGGACUUGGCAUUGUCAUUGCAGUGGCUCAGAUUUCAUCCCUGGCCUGGGAACUCCCACAUGCCAUGGGUGUGGUAAAAACAAAACAAAAACCUACCCUAUAUAUUGCAUAUUACCAUUUAUAUGACACUCUGGAAAAGGCAAUUAACUAUAGGGUAGAAAACAGAUCACUGGUUGGCAGGUUUGGGGAAAGCAGGGGGGUUUACAAAAAUGGAGCUGACAAGGGAAUUUUUAGGAUAAUGGAGCUAUGCUGUAUGAUACUAUGGUGACAGAUACCUGACUGUAUGCAUUUGUCAAAAUACACCUACACAAAAACUGUAUAGCACAAAAACUGACUUUCGUAUGCAAAUUUUUUUUUUUGCUUUUUGGUCUUUUUAGGGCCACACCUGCAGCAUAUGGAGGUUCCCAAGCUAGGGGUCAAAUCGGAGCUGUAGCUGCUGGCCUACACCACAGCCACAGCAACCCCAGAUCCAAGCCGCAUCUGCAACCUACACCACAGCUCAAGGCAACACCCGAUCCUUAACGCACGAGUGAGGCCAGGAAUCAAACUUGUGUCCUCAUGGAUAUUAGCUGCAUUUUCACUGAGUCCCGAUGGGAACUCCUGUAUGCAAAUUUUUAAAAAUUCACUCACAAUAAAAUAUAGAUUGUAAAAAAUGAAUCUAACUAUUUUACAAGUGUAUGACAUAAUCUUACUGAAGGGAGUGGGGGGGAAAUAACCUGUGCUAAUUAUCUUUGGAAAACAGUGUUUUUACUUAAAACUGUAAAUAAAGACACAAAGAACUGAACAAGAAG